Prorocentrum cordatum is the source of this 558-nucleotide messenger RNA. NCBI's taxonomy places the organism in Eukaryota, Dinophyceae, Prorocentrales, Prorocentraceae. The record is from the annotation of a GenBank genome assembly.
GACAUGACGAGCUAUGGCCUGGCGGGAAGCUGCCCGAACGCGUGGCGGACCAGCGACCUCCGGAACUGGGAGAUUGCCGCGCUGGGGCCUUCAGCUGCCGGGCGGGCGGCGCGCCGCAGGCGCCGACUCGCCGCCGAGGCAGCCGCGAGGCGUGCGCGGGCUGGCGCCUGCAGCUUCGCCGACGCCAGCACGAACACCGACAAGAGCGCCAGCGGCAGGACCAAGUACAUCGUGAUCCAGAUCAGCCCGACCCAGUUAACCGCAGAGAACGCCGCGCUCAGCGGCCACUACGCCGACGACAUCGGGUCCAACCUGCGGAAGGAGGCGCCUGUCUUCGUGCCGAUGUUGGACCUGCAGGCUCUGCCUCAAGUCGUGCCGAUCGCAUGUGCGGCGGACCAGGCCUUCCUAAGAAGGGCCACCCGUGCCCACCGCGCCGCCGCUGCUGCUGAGGGUACCACCGAGAGCGAUUCCACCAUCGAGAGCGACUCCAGCCCGGCUCGAGAGCCACCCUCCGCAGCCGACGCCACGGCAGCGCCCGCCGAGGAGGCUGCGCAGGCU